AUGGCGCUGCCGCUCUCGAUCCUGGCUUCUGCACUAAAUGAGGGGCCUGCAUCACUAAUACUCAAUGUACUACGUUUGGCCGCCCGGGUGCAGCUGGGCAUGUGGGGCGUUAGGGCCAUUAAAGCCCGAGGCUUCAGCUCCGAACGGUCAGACUCCGGUGCGGGCUUGAUCCGGGAGGCAGGUGGGGCCUUUGGUAAGAGAGAGCAAGCUGAAGAGGAACGAUACUUCCGAGCACGCACUAAUGAACAACUGGCAACCUUGAAGAAACACCAUGAAGAGGAAAUCACCCAUCAUAUAAACGAAAUUGAAUGUCUGCAGAAAGAAAUUGAGCAGCACAAGAAGAAGAUCAAACAUCUAAAACAUGAUGAUGAUGAUUAA
This is a messenger RNA of Odobenus rosmarus divergens (Pacific walrus), 378 nucleotides long. Its product is annotated as ATPase inhibitor, mitochondrial-like. Bases 1 to 378 code for a protein of 125 amino acids. NCBI's taxonomy places the organism in Eukaryota, Metazoa, Chordata, Mammalia, Carnivora, Odobenidae. The transcript is spliced from 2 exons. The record is from RefSeq and is a predicted model, not a curated record.